GCGAGCGAGUGUCUCUUCGUCGGCUUUGGCACGCCGUGCUUGCGUUUAUUUUGCGGUGCUUAUCGCUUUUGGUACACUUACGCACAAAUACACGCGUAUAUGCACACACACACACACACACGCUGGUUUGUUACGUUCGAGAGUUGCAUCAUGAAACCCGAGAAGACGACCGAGAAUGGACAACAGCUGCAAAUUGCGGAAAAUGGCAGUAGCAGUCACCACAAAACAGGUAUAGCGAGAAUGAACGGAAUAAUCGAGGACGAGAAGAAGCAGACGGCCGUCGAGUCGAAGAAGCCGUGUUCGCUUCAGCGCAACGUGUCCUGGGGUGAGAAGCAGCCCAACUCGGACACCGAAGUGCCCGGCACCCCGAGAACGCCCCGCACCUCCACUACACCAGGUCACGAGAAGUGCACGUUCCACCACGACAUGGAGCUGGACCAUAGGCCACCGACGAGGGAGGCCCUCCUGCCUCAGAUGUCCCACAGCUACAAGCUACUACUACAGGCGCUGGGUGAGAACGUUGAGCGCCAAGGCUUGCUCAAGACACCGGAGCGAGCGGCCAAGGCUAUGCUGUUUUUCACCAAGGGCUACGAUCAGAGCCUCGAAGACGUCAUAAACGACGCGAUAUUCGACGAGGACCACGACGAGAUGGUGGUUGUGAAGGACAUCGAGAUGUUCUCCAUGUGCGAGCACCACCUCGUUCCUUUCUACGGCAAAGUUUCCAUCGGCUAUUUGCCGUGCAAGAAAAUUCUCGGCCUCAGCAAGCUGGCCAGAAUCGUCGAGAUCUACAGUAGACGAGUGCAGGUGCAGGAGCGCCUCACCAAGCAGAUAGCCGAGGCUGUGACCAAAGCCAUUCAACCGGCUGGCGUGGCUGUCGUCGUCGAGGGAGUGCACAUGUGCAUGGUUAUGCGAGGCGUUCAGAAGAUCAACAGCAAGACAAUCACGUCGACGAUGCUGGGCGUGUUUCGCGACGAUCCCAAGACGCGUGAAGAAUUUUUAAAUCUCGUUCGUGCCCAUUAAUUAGAAAAAUGUUAUGAGUAUCAGGGACGAAGAUCGGAAACAACAGCAGCAGCGAAAAUUUACAGAAAUGAAGAAAAAUCCUCGACUGAAGGUGAAGGAAAAAUCGUUCCUCGGCUGCUAAUCGACUUGAGACAAUACUGCCGCGAGAUAGACUUUUUUAAAUUAUGAUGAUUUUUACUGCAAUUUUUUUCCAUUUAGAUACUCUUGGAUGCUCUCGUUAUUUUU
Copidosoma floridanum is the source of this 1245-nucleotide messenger RNA. RefSeq names its product GTP cyclohydrolase punch. Gene Ontology annotation, biological process: tetrahydrofolate biosynthetic process; tetrahydrobiopterin biosynthetic process. NCBI's taxonomy places the organism in Eukaryota, Metazoa, Arthropoda, Insecta, Hymenoptera, Encyrtidae. Gene Ontology annotation, molecular function: GTP binding; zinc ion binding; GTP cyclohydrolase I activity. Gene Ontology annotation, cellular component: cytoplasm. The record is from RefSeq and is a predicted model, not a curated record.